UUGUUGUCACUCAAUCAGUUCUUCUUAUCUUGUUUACUUGCAUACGCUGGUCGUUGAGAGAGCGAAGAGAGUGUAUCUUCUGUGAAGAACCUUUGUGCUGUGUGGAGGUGACUUGUCUUUUCAUUGUACAACUUGAAAGAAAAAAGAGAAGUCAACUUCUUUCAUGAUGCUCUGAGAUACGCUGGGCGUGCGACAGACUCCUCACCCUCCGCCUGCGCUGCGCCCGUAUCCGUGCAACGGCGACAAGACGGACGCCCAACAACACCAGCAAACACAACACAGAACCCCUCGUAUACCUCUUUGACACCAUUUGAAACCCCUUCUGGUUCUUCUUCAACCUCUCUUCUACACUAUUGCCUAUUUUUUUUAAUGGCAAUGGCGCAGACCAGCAGUUCGUUACCGGGUCACCUACACGGUCACGGCUUCGGGCAUGGUAAUCAACACGGCCAUGGGCAUGCUAAAAUAACAAAACCUCGCAGUCGACCUGCUGUGAAGCCCAUCCUCAAGAAACUGCAAUCGCACCACUCCCACUCGGAAAAGAAUUCUCUCGAUUUGGAUCGCGGUUGGGACGAGCAGGGUCAAUUUGGUUAUUCCUCGUAUAAUGUGGACGGCGACGACUCGUCUUAUACGGCAGGUGCAUCAGCACUGCCAACACCUGCCGCACGCGCACGCGAUGUCAGCUUCUCUAUAUCGGCCACGGAUCUGAGCAAUGGAGGUGCUCGCUCAAACAAGUAUUCGCAAGGGCAUGCUCGUUCUACCAGUGGCACUUCUCAUGCUUCUAUUGCGACUUCUGCUAGCGGUGGCAGAAACGGCUCCUUUGUGCAUCCUUUCCAACAAACGCCGCGCACCUCAACACCACCUCUCUCCUACGCCAACUCGCUCGCUUCCCUGGACAAUACCACCGGACCUCGCGAUUAUUCUCCCACGAUAACUGAGAACGAAGACAAUAUCGACUCUCAGAGCCUUCAGACUUCGACUCGUGCCUAUCAUUCUGGUUCCCGGCCCCGCCGUCCCUCUCUUGCUAGUCAGCGCACCAGCUCGUUAUCAGAUGUGACUCAACCGCUGCGCAUCACUACCAACGGCCGCGCCGCCCCAGGAAUAUCUGCGCGAAAGCCUCAUGGCAUCGUGACUCGCAGCCGAUCUGACCUCCACCUGAACACAGGCUCAACCACGGCUCUCGACUCUGCGUCAAGCACCAGCCCACCUUCUGGUUCCUUUGUUUCGCCCCAGAUGAUCGCUGCGUCUACAUCUUCCAACGCAAUGUCGCCACUCCGGAGCUCUCUCGACAUGAGCGGUUUCCGUCUCCGCUCACGCAGCGAGGUUGACACUGUCACCCGCCAGGAGAACGUCCGCGAGGCCCGUCGUAAGUUUGAGGAAAAAGAACGAGCCAAGGAGGAAAAGUACGCCCGUGAGCAGAUCCGCAAACAGGAACGUGCAGAGAGUCGCGAAGCCCACCGCUUCAACAAGAAUGGUCGCAAGGGUAGCUUUGGAACCUCUCGAAUCUCGUGUGAUCGUGUGUCCAGUAGUACUGACAUCCGACCUUCGAUCUCCCGUAAGACUACCGGCACUGGCGUGGGUCUGGGGUUGACCACCGAGAACGAGAAGGUCGACUUUGGUACCCGCAGCUACGAUACUGUGCCUACAGGCCAGACACCUGGCGCUAGAGCUGACGAUGUGCACUUUCAAUCAACUCACCGAACCAAAACCACCAAGCGAAAAACUACCAGUGCUUGGACCGCUUUUGUUCUGUGGUUGAGAACGCGACUGCUCAAGCUUGGUCGAAGAUAGGAGAAUUUUGCCAGCGAGACCAAAACCAAACUCAAGACCAAAUUCUCUGGCCCAAAGAAGGGAUUCGUUGUCAGAACUCCCUAUCAGCAAUACCAGCCGCGACAGCAGACCAGCGCCUUUGACGCAUACUGCUCAUCACCAUAUGCUCCUCGCCGAUGAAUCCACGAAUGCUUUUCUCGGCAGAUACUCGGCGAGCACAAAUUUACAGCUAGCCAUAUCCUUCACUACGAUACCUUGAAUUUCACCUACGGGAAGCAGUAUAUCCCUCACUUCCCAUUCGCCCACGUAUAACGCAAGCGCACUCACGGCCUUUGGAGCAAUGUGGCAUGGAAACAAGCGAGUUUUCACGGCCAGGAGGGACGUUAUCUUUUGACAUUUUAUAGGCAAGGAGUUGGGGUUUACCACUUUUGUUUUUUCUUCUACUUCUACGAUUGACAUGCAUGGUUGCAUCAACGGACUCGAGCUACGCGGGAUGACAUAAAGAACUUUGUUCUUUGAUAUGGGACGAUUUGUUGCAUUGUUGUUUUUUUCGAGUAUCAUUUCCAGCUCGGCUUGUACGGCUGUGGCAUAUCGGAUGGAACGGCUUAGGCGCUUCUACCAUAGAACCGGAUCAAAACAUGAACAGACAUGACCGGCAAUUUGCCUCACUCACGUUAACGUUACGUCUCCUCCCUCUCUUGGCAAACAUCCUGUGAAGUAGCACAGCCCCCA
This is a messenger RNA of Fusarium verticillioides 7600, 2499 nucleotides long. RefSeq lists its product as hypothetical. Bases 370 to 1788 code for a protein of 472 amino acids. The transcript has a single exon. Lineage: Eukaryota; Fungi; Ascomycota; Sordariomycetes; Hypocreales; Nectriaceae. The record is from RefSeq and is a predicted model, not a curated record.